UGGAACUCUCGCUGAUGGAAUCCUUAUUGAUAGAGAAUUUGUCGACGGUCAAUGAAAAACUAUCGCCGAUUGAGAAGUUCUAUCAUGGCCAAAGCAUCUUUAUCACCGGCAAUACCGGUUUUUUAGGAAAGCUGUUUGAGUGCAGAUGUGGAUUUACCAUUAUUCACUUUAUGCAGGUAUUUGAAAGACUUAAAGACAAGCAACCGAACUUCCGGGAUCAAAUAAUUGCUAUAACGGGAGAUUGUAACUACCCGAAUCUCGGAAUAUCUUCGGAAGAUCGGGCUACUCUCAUUCGAGAAGUUUCGAUUGUCUUCCAUAUCGCGUCAACAGUGAAAUUUGAUGAGAAGUUGAAAUUAGCACUAACAAUUAAUGUCGGAGGUACAAAAGACGAUCUAAAUCUUUGUAAGGAAAUCUUUAAUCUAAAGGUAUUUAAAUAUAUUUAA
Molecule: messenger RNA, 443 nt
Organism: Linepithema humile (Argentine ant)
Lineage: Eukaryota; Metazoa; Arthropoda; Insecta; Hymenoptera; Formicidae
Source: RefSeq, a predicted model, not a curated record